Trypanosoma theileri is the source of this 1215-nucleotide messenger RNA. Its product is annotated as proteasome regulatory non-ATPase subunit. Bases 1 to 1215 code for a protein of 404 amino acids. The record is from RefSeq and is a predicted model, not a curated record. Gene Ontology annotation, cellular component: proteasome regulatory particle, lid subcomplex; nucleus; cytosol. Gene Ontology annotation, molecular function: structural molecule activity. Lineage: Eukaryota; Euglenozoa; Kinetoplastea; Trypanosomatida; Trypanosomatidae. Gene Ontology annotation, biological process: ubiquitin-dependent protein catabolic process. The transcript has a single exon.
AUGGAGGAAAGAGCGAGGGCGUAUUUGGAUACCCUCAUCGCCUCUCUACAAUCUACCGGACACACAGAAACGGCACAAGUGUUAACCCGAGCAAAAGAUGAAUUGGGACGUUCACUAUGGUGUGAAAUGACAGAUGAUUUAAUGCUGGCCAUACGUGAUCCAUUGGUAUUGGAAUCUGCAUAUGAAUUACAUGAAAAUGUUUUGCGAACAACACGAGUGGAUAUGUCUCCUAUGGCUUAUGUAAAGUUAUUACAUUGCAUUUGUUUCAGUCCUAAUAGCACAUUUGAAAAGGCGUCUGAACUUAUUGAUGGUGCCAUUGCCACUCUUACAUCUAUUUCAGCAGAACAAGGUGGAAAUGCGGCUUGUUGUAUUCAGGCUCUUUUAUUGCUUGAUAGGAAUAAUGCAGAAAAGGAAUCUGCUAGUGGAAGAUUUGCGGCACGAGCACGUCGUAUUCUUGAUACUGUGGAAGCUUUUAUUCAUUCUAAACAAAUGCAUGAGGUGGAACCUGUUUUAGCGGCUUUACAUUGUCAAGCCCGUGGAAAAGAUUAUGAAACUCGUCGGCAGUAUACAAUGUUCUAUAAAAAUGCCUUUGAAACUGUAAGUAGCGCUGAACGUGCAGAGAUGCCUAUUAUAGAAAGUGAUAUGUUGACACUUGCCUUUAAAACUGCUAUUGCUGCCUUACUUUCAGAAGAGACAUACAAUUUUGGUAAAUUUCUAAAUGAUCGUCACUUCACAGAUCGUCUUUCAUCCUCUCCAACACAUGCGUGGAUUCUUGAAUGGCUUAAACUCUGCAAUGAUGGAAAGGUGGAGGAAUUUGAAAAGUACGCUGCCUCGCAUGGUGCCCAGAUUGAAGCCUAUCCCGAUCUCUGCAGUGCCUUGCCCUCCAUUCUACACAAAGUGCGCCUCAUGGCCCUUCUCCAUCUUGUCUUCUACACUCCCUUUAACGAGCGGACCUUUACAUUUGAUGUGAUUGGCCGGCGGUGUGCGGUGGAGGCGGAGCGGGUGGAGCCGCUGCUCCUCGCGGCCCUCGCGCAGGGAAUUGUGAUGGGCCGCAUUGACGGACUCACGCGGGAGGUGCACAUCACGUGGGUGGAGCCGCGGGUGUUGAGUCUGCAGGAAGUGAAGGGCCUCGCCGUGCACGUCUCGCGCUGGAAGGAGAAGGUGCUCGGCCUCCUGCAGUCCGUCACGGAGACAACACAGGAAACACAGAAGUAG